AUGGCAUCGUCAUUUCGUGUGGUUCAACAUACUAUCAAGGGGUGCCAUACAAGAGACUACAUCGCGGCGACUGCCAAUGGUGAUGCAGAUACGCCGAAGUUGUCAGUAAAGCAGUACAUUCCGCUGGACAACCCUACACCAAAGCCCGGUGAUGUGACAAUCAUUGGCGCCCAUGCGAACGGUUUCCCAAAGGAAAUGUAUGAGCCCCUCUGGGAAGAGAUAUAUCAACGGUCAUCUCGAGCAGGCUUUCGCAUCCGGUCAAUUUUUAUAGCGGAUAUCUGGAACCAGGGUCAAUCGGGUAUUCUUAAUGAGAAGAUUCUUGGAAAUGAGCCGAGCUGGUCCGACCAUGCCAGAGACCUAAUGAACCUCAUCAACCAGAAACAAGAUUCUAUGCCUCAUCCGAUCGUUGGUAUAGGCCACAGCAUGGGCGGUACACAAUUAUCGCUCUUGUCUCUAGGACAUCCACGCUUACUCAGGUCCCUUGUUCUUAUUGAUCCCGUUAUUCAAGUCCCAAAUGGCAGCAUUUCCCCUGCCGUGUCCUCGACUUCCCGUCAAGAUAUCUGGCCGUCAAAGGAUGCAGCUACUUCAAGAUUCAAAGGAAGCAAGUUCUUCCAGUCCUGGGAUCCGCGAGUUCUUGACCGCUGGAUAGAGUAUGGCCUCCGCCAGGCUCCGACGGAGCUCUACCCUGCCGAAGGUGCGGAAAAGAACGAGCGUUUCACGCUUACAACCUCAAAACACCAAGAACUAUUCACCUUCCUCCGACCUACAUACCCGAAAAUCCCAGGGGAGGAAUAUGUUGACAAAGAUCCCAUCGCAGACGAAGAGUAUCCUGGAUACCCUUUCUAUCGCCCUGAACCACUUCACGUCUUUCGUCGCUUGCCAGAAUUGCGUCCAAGCGUUCUAUACAUCUUUGGAGAGAAGUCAAACCUAUCGCCGCUAGCAGAGCGACAGGCGAAAAUGGCACGAACAGGAACUGGAGUUGGAGGCAGCGGCGGUGCUGCUGCAGGUCGAGUUAAGGAGGUGACUCUUGACUGUGGUCAUCUGGUGGCGAUGGAGAAGGUUUCCGAGUGUGCGGACGCCAUCACUGCGUUUCUCGGAGACGAGCUCGAGCGAUGGCGACGGGAGAAAGCCGAAUUCGAGCAAUAUUGGAACAAGAAGUCAAGAACAGAGCAGAUUACUAUUGACGAAGAAUGGGCUCAAAAAGUGAAUCCAAAUGCUACACCGGCUGGCAAGACAAGGCUUUGA
Trichoderma virens Gv29-8 is the source of this 1245-nucleotide messenger RNA. RefSeq lists its product as uncharacterized. The transcript has 4 exons. The record is from RefSeq and is a predicted model, not a curated record. Bases 1 to 1245 code for a protein of 414 amino acids. Lineage: Eukaryota; Fungi; Ascomycota; Sordariomycetes; Hypocreales; Hypocreaceae.